Messenger RNA from Artibeus jamaicensis (Jamaican fruit-eating bat), 3077 nucleotides. It is a transcript of the gene GLRB, whose product is annotated as glycine receptor beta. NCBI's taxonomy places the organism in Eukaryota, Metazoa, Chordata, Mammalia, Chiroptera, Phyllostomidae. The transcript is spliced from 10 exons. Bases 112 to 1605 code for a protein of 497 amino acids. Gene Ontology annotation, biological process: nervous system process; chemical synaptic transmission; signal transduction. Gene Ontology annotation, cellular component: neuron projection; synapse; postsynaptic membrane. Gene Ontology annotation, molecular function: neurotransmitter receptor activity; transmembrane signaling receptor activity; extracellularly glycine-gated chloride channel activity. The record is from RefSeq and is a predicted model, not a curated record.
CGCCUCACCCCCAGCAGCCACCGCCGUCUGGGGCCUGUGCCGCCUCGUCCUGGCCUGGCGGCUGCAGGCGGGGGCGCCUGGGAUCCAUCUCCUGAAAUUUAACGUUUCAAGAUGAAGUUUUUAUUGGCAAUUGCCUUUUUUAUUUUAAUUUCCUUGUGGGUUGAAGAAGCCUAUUCUAAAGAGAAGUCUUCAAAGAAGGGGAAGGGGAAAAAGAAGCAGUACCUAUGCCCAUCCCAGCAGUCAGCAGAAGACCUUGCCCGCGUCCCUGCCAAUUCCACUAGCAACAUCUUGAAUAGGCUGCUGGUCAGUUACGAUCCCCGGAUAAGACCAAAUUUCAAAGGUAUUCCUGUCGAUGUAGUAGUCAACAUUUUUAUCAACAGUUUUGGAUCCAUUCAAGAGACCACAAUGGACUAUAGAGUUAACAUCUUCUUGCGACAAAAAUGGAAUGAUCCCAGGCUAAAGCUCCCUAGUGACUUCCGGGGCUCGGAUGCACUGACAGUGGAUCCCACGAUGUACAAAUGUCUGUGGAAACCUGAUUUAUUUUUUGCAAAUGAAAAAAGUGCCAAUUUUCAUGAUGUAACCCAGGAAAAUAUCCUCCUUUUUAUUUUUCGGGAUGGAGAUGUCCUUGUCAGCAUGAGGUUAUCUAUUACUCUUUCGUGCCCAUUGGACUUGACCUUGUUUCCCAUGGAUACACAACGUUGCAAAAUGCAACUUGAGAGCUUUGGUUACACAACUGAUGAUUUACGAUUUAUCUGGCAGUCAGGGGAUCCUGUUCAGUUAGAAAAAAUUGCCUUGCCUCAAUUUGAUAUUAAAAAGGAAGAUAUUGAAUAUGGUAACUGUACAAAAUACUAUAAAGGCACUGGGUACUACACGUGUGUGGAAGUCAUCUUCACCCUCAGGAGACAGGUCGGGUUCUACAUGAUGGGUGUCUACGCGCCGACCCUGCUGAUCGUGGUUCUGUCCUGGCUUUCCUUCUGGAUCAACCCGGACGCAAGUGCUGCCCGAGUGCCGCUGGGUAUCUUUUCAGUACUCAGCUUGGCCUCUGAGUGUACCACACUUGCUGCUGAACUGCCCAAGGUGUCCUACGUGAAGGCUCUAGACGUUUGGCUCAUUGCUUGUCUGCUCUUUGGGUUUGCUUCCCUUGUGGAGUACGCGGUUGUCCAGGUGAUGCUGAAUAACCCAAAACGCGUGGAGGCAGAAAAAGCCAGGAUUGCUAAAGCUGAGCAAGCAGAUGGAAAAGGUGGAAAUGUGGCUAAAAAGAAUACCGUGAAUGGUACAGGGACUCCGGUUCACAUUAGCACUUUGCAGGUUGGUGAGACAAGGUGCAAAAAAGUUUGUACUUCUAAGUCUGACCUGAGAUCUAAUGACUUCAGCAUUGUUGGAAGCUUACCCAGAGAUUUUGAAUUAUCCAAUUAUGACUGCUAUGGAAAACCUAUUGAAGUCAACAAUGGACUUGGGAAAUCUCAGGCAAAGAGCAACAAGAAGCCGCCCCCCGCCAAACCCGUUAUUCCUACAGCAGCAAAGAGAAUUGAUCUUUAUGCAAGAGCAUUGUUUCCAUUCUGCUUCCUGUUCUUCAAUGUUAUAUAUUGGUCUAUAUAUUUAUGAUAAAUCAUUUCCAUUGGUAUAAAAUAAAAUCCCAUUUCAUUGUUACCAACCUCAUUCAUAAAUGCCAACCUGUGAAAAUUUUUGCAUUUUCAUAGCAAUAUAUUGCAUUUUGGAUGCCAUUUGAUUGUAAAAAACAAACCAACCAACAAACUAAACAUGUGGCACCUUCAUCUUGAAUGGCAGCAUGGUCUUGUUACAUAUGUGCUAAAUAAUGAUGUAUAUAUGUAUAGCAAACAUAUUGCUUUAGGAAUAAAUGAAGGAUAAGCAUACUACAUAAAAUAAAAUUCAAACAAUUCCCUUCAGUUAGCAUAAACUGCAAGUAUUUCAGAUAAUACCGAUGAUAGUCACGUGCACGCCGAAUCCUGUUACGAUCGCCGUUCUAAUGUAGUGUUUCACAUGCCCUUCCCUGUAACCUUCAGAGAAAGCCAUCUUAUUCUUGUAUAAUUUUAGUAGGUAUUAUCACAGAUUAAGCAAAAUUAUAAUACAUAUCGUUUAAACUUUGUAAGUAGAAGUAUAUCGGCUAUAAUUACAUGGGCUCUGUGGACAAAUAAAGUUAAAAAAUUUACUAAUUUUUAAAAUCAACUCAUUUUAAAGAGUGCCUGUGUUGUCAAAAUGCCAGAUGAUAAAACACAGCAAUCAAUUUUGAAGCAAAAAGAAAUCUGGAUUAAUAUAAAGACAUACUGAAUUCUGGCUUCUGAUAAACUAAAAAUGCAGAUAUAUUGAUUAAAUAUUUCUGAUAAAAGAAAUUAUGUUUAAUCCACAUAAAACCUAAAUAUAUUUUCAUGGACUUUACUUUGCUGAUACAGAGUAUACCCAAUCAUUGUGCCUUACAAAGAGUGGUAAAUAUUUUAAAUAGAAAUAUAGUAAAGGAUGUGUGAUUUCACAUCAUUUUUAAGAAACCAGAAGGAAAAUACUCUAUUACUAGAAGUAACUUGUAUUGCAGGAGAGGGGUUAAAGCCCAUAAUAAUUUAAGUACUUUAACUUCUUUAUUUUAUUAAAAUGCUUAAAUAUUUUAGGCAAAAGUAAAAUGUUUUCUUUUUUAAAUAUUCUGCAUUAAAUAUUUUUAAAUUUCUGCAUUUAAAUAUUUUUUGAUUUGUCACAACAUAUUUGAAGAUUAAGUAAAUCUCUUUGUUUAUGUUCUAUUUGUAUUUUCUUUCUUGCUAAAAGUCUAGACUACUUAAAUGUAGUUACUUUUAUCAUGUUCCAACCUGAAAAUAGGCACUUUAUGUUCUCUAAGACCUCCAUUUCCUGGUAAUAUCACAGCCAAUGUACUUUUUUUAUUAUUCCAUAGCAGAAAUUAGAGCUAUCAGUAAUUCACAUGACAUAAACAUGAGACCAAAUAGAUUUACAUUAUUUGAAGAGUUUUAUUGCAGCUGAGAUUUGUAUGACCAGUUCAAUAAUUUAAAUAUUGUAUUUACAUGUAUUUAAAUAUUGUUUAUGCAAAUUUUGACAUGUAAUUUAAUGCUAUUCUA